Molecule: messenger RNA, 366 nt
Organism: Heterostelium album PN500
Lineage: Eukaryota; Evosea; Eumycetozoa; Acytosteliales; Acytosteliaceae
Exons: 2
Coding region: 1-366 (121 amino acids)
Biological process (GO): DNA alkylation repair; DNA repair
Cellular component (GO): nucleus
Molecular function (GO): dioxygenase activity
Source: RefSeq, a predicted model, not a curated record
AUGAUAAGUACAAAUAGUAAUAAUAUAAAUACCAUAGAAUUAAAGAAUGAUUCUUGGAUAAAAUUCACACCAAAUUUUCUUGACGAAGCCAAUGCGAAAUUGUUAGAUGGCAAUGAUUUCAUAGGAAUGCAUGCAGAUGACGAGGCAUACCUUCCUGGAAAGACUACCAUUGCCUCCAUUUCACUUGGUGCAACGAGAACUUUCACCGUAACUCAUUCCAAGAAGAAAGAAACUCAAGAAUACAAACUUAACAAUGGUUCACUGAUAGUAAUGGGUGGUCAGUGUCAAAAGAACUAUCGUCAUGGUAUUCCAAAAGAACCGGAUGUUGUAACUCCAAGAAUAAAUUUAACUUUUAGAAAAUCAUAA